CAAAAAUCACAAGCAACCAACCAACUAAACAAACAAGUAAUCACUACACAGCAAUAAGCUUUUAGCCAUGACCUCAGUUCAGUGCUACAAAACAUGCCAAGAAACCUGCUCCCAGCAGAAGACCCAAUCAUCCAUUGGGCAAAAGGUUUCUGAGAUGUGUUCAAAGGCCACCACAAUGGUGCCAGUUGCCACCCAUGCCCAGCAACACUGCCAUGGUAGCAGCAACCACCACAUUGGAGCCACCCAAACCCAUACCAUUUCCCAAUGCCAUGGUGGCAGCCACCACAGUGGAUGCUCCCAUUUCCAUGCCCAUACCCAAGGCUAUGGUGCUGCUAACCACCAUAACAAUGGAGCAGGCUAUGGUGGUAGCCUCCACAAAGGAUGCACCCAAUCCCACACCCAUACCCAAGCCUGUGGCGGUGCUAACCACCUCAACAAUGGAGGAGGCUAUGGUGGUAGCCUCCACAAAGGAUGCACCCAAUCCCAUACCCAUACCCAAGCCUGUGGCGGUGCUAACCACCACAACAAUGGGGGAAUCCAAUCCCAAUGCCAUGGUAGCAACAAAACCAACAUGACAUCCCACAGUGGAGGAGGGUAUGUUGCGACCAACAAAACCACUGAAACUGAUUACUACCACAGCCAGACAAAGACCACCGCGAAUAGCGGCAGCGGGAGGUGCAGUAAUGGAAGAAGCGAGAAGGAGCACAAGAGCAGGGGCAUGUUCCAGAAGAUCAAGGAUGGGUUGUCCGGCCGCAACAGCGAUUGCAGCAGCAGCGAGAGUGACAGCAGUGAGAGUGACAGCGACAACGAAAACAACUGCGGCAGGAGGAGCAGGAAGAAUUGCAAUUAAGCAGUAAGCACCAGCUCUGAUUCUUCAUCACAGCUCCUAUGAUGUCAAGUGUGUGGCCACUGGCACUGCUCAGAAUAAAUAAAAUAUCCUAAUUUAAAAUAAAUAAAUAAAUAAAAGUGGUGUACUUUGAUUAUGUAUGGUGUGACUCCGAGAUUGAGACCUAAAUGCAUUGUGUGCUUGCUCGAUCUCCUUAUUACUAUCAAUAAAACUGUUUGAAUUUAUCAUCA
Molecule: messenger RNA, 1077 nt
Organism: Arachis stenosperma
Lineage: Eukaryota; Viridiplantae; Streptophyta; Magnoliopsida; Fabales; Fabaceae
Exons: 1
Coding region: 68-850 (260 amino acids)
Source: RefSeq, a predicted model, not a curated record